UCUACCGGCGCGAUAGCAAGUAUCGAUCGCAGUAGAGACCCCGCUGCUUGCGUGCACUAAAGCUGUUUCGGCUUGGUGGAACUCUGUUGCGCGAACCUAAGAUUUUUCUUGCCGAAAGCAAAAGCGCGCACCCCACGCGCAUGCCUAAAAUCAGGGGUGCAGGGAGGGUAGUCGACCAGGGGCGAGAGCUCGACCCGGGGCCCUCACAUUACGUAACACAAUACGCACAGGACGGCGCACAAACAAUGUGAUUUUAUUUUUUCCUAAAUUUUUCUACUGUUUUUUAAUUAAUUAUACAUUUUUAGAAUUAGCAUCGUAGUUUACGUUAGAUGUCGCGCGACUUUUUCUUUGCGGUUUUAAUUGUAUGUAUGUUAAAGACAAAAGAGGUUGAAGAAACGUUGAAAAUUUAAAAUUCCACAUUGCAAGAUAAGAUCAAGAUUGGAUCAUUGAAUAUUCAAAAGGCCUGAUAUUAAAAUAAAUGAAAAAAAAUCUAAAGCCAAAUUAAUCGAUCGAUAAAAGCGUAUUCUUACGAGAAAUUAUAAAUGUAUGAAGCGACGCCCGGACGAGACGAAGGAACGGAAUAAAAAUUACAUUGAAAUUUUCAAUUCCCUUUCACCUAAAAUAUAUCAAUAUGAAAUAAUUUAAUUGAGAUUAUAACUGAAAGAAUCCGGCAAGAUGACUAUGGAACGUGAUCGCGGUGAACGCGACUACAUUGGAUUUGCUACAUUGCCUGAACAGGUGCACCGCAAAUCAGUGAAGAGAGGUUUCGACUUCACUCUCAUGGUUGUCGGAGAAUCAGGCCUCGGAAAAUCAACAUUGAUAAACAGUUUAUUUUUAGGAGAUCUUUACAAAAAUCGAAAAAUUCCAGAUGUUCAAGAUAGAAUAGAAAAAACGACGACAAUCGAAAAGAAAACUAUGGAAAUAGAAGAACGAGGCGUCAAAUUACGUCUGACGAUUGUUGACACGCCUGGCUUUGGAGACGCGAUUAACUGUGAAGACUCGUGGCGCGUUUGUUCAGCAUACAUUGACGAACAAUUCAGGCAGUAUUUUACUGAUGAAAGUGGUCUGAACAGGCGACAUAUGCAGGACAACCGAGUUCAUUGCUGUCUUUACUUCGUUCCGCCUUGGGCGCAUAGCCUACGACAAGUGGAUCUCGAAAUGAUGAAGCGUCUGCAUCGCAAAGUGAACAUCGUGGUGGUAAUCGCAAAAGCGGACUCUCUUACGGCGAUCGAAAUAAAACGACUCAAGGCACGAAUACUUAACGAUCUUGAAGAACACCAGAUACAAGUAUACCAAUUCCCGGAAUGUGACAGCGACGAAGAUGAAGACUUCAAACAACAAGACCGCGAGUUAAAGGAAGCGGCCCCAUUUGCUGUGGUCGCUUCUGAUAUAGUCCUCGAGAUGGGAGGCAAAAGAGUGCGGGGUAGACAGUAUCCGUGGGGGAUUGUUGAUGUUGAAAAUCCACGGCAUUCAGACUUCACCAAACUUAGAACAAUGUUAAUUUCUACACACAUGCAGGAUCUGAAGGACGUGACUCAAGAUGUGCACUACGAAAAUUUCCGUGCUCAGUGCAUUUCUCAAAUUUCACAACAUGCCAUGCGUGAACGGGGGAAACUGAAGAGAGACUCUAUGGGUAACAACAACGACGUGGUCAUCACCGACACUGAUCGACUCUUGCUCCAAAAAGACGAAGAGAUACGAAGAAUGCAAGAUAUGUUAACUCAAAUGCAACAAAAACUAAAAGCUUCCGAUAAAAAACACGACAGUAUAAUAGAUGUAUAGCGUUCCAGAGAUAUUGUGUUAUAUCUACGACUUUUUAGUAAAUUGUAGGUUUUAGUAGUAAAUUUAUCGUAAAGUUUUAACAAUAAUUACUAAUGAACGAAAAAGAAACCUCUUUAGAAAAAAAAUAAUGAAUUUAGACUUUUGAUACAAUAGUUUGUUUUUCACUGAUGUUGUGUACCUAACCAAUAAACUCUAUUGUUAAACAUA
Messenger RNA from Bombyx mori (domestic silkworm), 1989 nucleotides. It is a transcript of the gene Septin4, whose product is annotated as septin-2. Bases 676 to 1782 code for a protein of 368 amino acids. Lineage: Eukaryota; Metazoa; Arthropoda; Insecta; Lepidoptera; Bombycidae. The transcript has 8 exons. Gene Ontology annotation, cellular component: cell division site; septin complex; septin ring. The record is from RefSeq and is a predicted model, not a curated record. Gene Ontology annotation, biological process: intracellular protein localization; cytoskeleton-dependent cytokinesis; regulation of exocytosis. Gene Ontology annotation, molecular function: molecular adaptor activity; GTPase activity; GTP binding.